GUGAUCGGAUAGUUCUUUCUACCUCUCCUUGUCGUGCAAAACGAACAAAAAGGACUUGCCAUCCAAACCCUAACCCAACCCAUCCCUUUUACUUCUCCUCUUCCUCCUCCUGCGCCCUCUUCUUCUCUUUCAGCAGGUAGGGCUGAUGGGAUCGACGUCGGCUUCGGCCGGAUCUGGUGACGCCAAGGCUUGCCCUCGUGGUCACUGGAGGCCCGGCGAGGAUGAGAGACUGCGGCAGCUGGUGCAACAGUUUGGUCCUCAGAACUGGAACUCCAUUGCUGAGAAGCUGAAAGGAAGAUCAGGUAAGAGCUGUAGGCUGAGGUGGUUUAACCAACUUGACCCACGGAUCAACAGAAGGCCAUUCACAGAAGAAGAGGAAGAGAGGCUGCUGGCGGCGCAGCAAGUUCAGGGGAACAAGUGGGCGCUGAUCGCGCGGCUCUUCCCGGGAAGGACGGACAACGCCGUGAAGAACCAUUGGCAUGUCAUCAUGGCCCGGCGGCACCGGGAGAGAUCGAAGCUGUUUAGGAAGAGCGCCAGCUUCCCGGAUCAGAUCCAUCCGGUCUCAGCUCCUCAGGAAGGAAGCCAUCGACGGCAUCUCCGAUUUGGUUCUGAUAGCGACUUCCGCGUCGUCUCACCCUCAGGCUUCAUGCUUUGGCGAGCUUUCUCGGGAUCAAGAGACUACCCUAGCACUCCCAAAUGUAGUUCCGGUGUUCUCCUCGACAGCUCGCAGCUCCAUGGCCGCUCGCUUCGCCCUCAUCAUCAAGCUUACAGAAGCCUCAGCGUAGAUGCCAACUGCUCUGACUAUGCAGUGAGUGCACGCGACAUGGCUCGAGAUGGAAGCGAUUCAGCUAACAGUAGAGCUAUCAGCGAGCAGAUCAAUGACAGAAGCAAGAAGGUUGCCUUCAUAGAUUUCUUGGGAGUUGGAAUAACUUCUUGAAUCCAAGAACCUUUCGACUCCUCGGAUUUAGGCUACAGAUUGGGGUCCAAAUUAGGAGAGACAACCGAGUCGGCCGGCCAUUAUUUUGCUUUGGGGUCUCUGACAUAUCAAAACAUCAUCCAUUAAUCUGACACAAGUCGUGGGAAGAAGUAUUACUUCCCCACCAUGGAUUGCAUCUGUUCUCGUUCCUUCCUUCCUCUGUGUUGUGGGCAUGAAGAUGUGCAGGGUAGAUGAUCGCAUCGGAUGGCGGCUUAUGCAUGCACGCAUGCAUGCAUGCAUCUCAGUUGUGAUUGUUAUCAUCAGCAUGUAAUUUAUGUAAUCAAACUGUGACAGUGCAACCCUAACUAUGAAUUGCAUGAAC
Molecule: messenger RNA, 1298 nt
Organism: Musa acuminata AAA Group (dessert banana)
Lineage: Eukaryota; Viridiplantae; Streptophyta; Magnoliopsida; Zingiberales; Musaceae
Product: transcription factor CSA-like
Exons: 2
Coding region: 146-937 (263 amino acids)
Biological process (GO): regulation of DNA-templated transcription
Cellular component (GO): nucleus
Molecular function (GO): DNA-binding transcription factor activity, RNA polymerase II-specific; RNA polymerase II cis-regulatory region sequence-specific DNA binding
Source: RefSeq, a predicted model, not a curated record